UUUCCGGAUCGAUGAGAAGGGCCUUGUGGGUAAUUCCCACUUUUUUGGAGAAGACGCCAUCUUGGUAUUUUCUGGACGUGCGGGGCGUGCUAGCAGCUACAACAAUGGCAGCGGUAGAUAGCCAAAAUUACGAGAAUCAAAUAUCCGAAUCCAAAUCAGAACACAGAGAACGGGACAGGGACCGCGACCGAGACAGGGGCCGUAAGCGUCGUUCACGGAGUAGGAGCAGAUCGGGCUCGCCCCGUGGUGGUCGUGGUGGAGGCGAUCGCAGGAGACGUGGAGGCAGAAGUAGAUCCCGUAGUGGCAGCAGGGACAGGGGGCGGCGGAGAAGGGUGAUCGGUGGCUUGGAUGAUGACAAAGCUCCAAUCCUUCCUGCAGGUCGCUCCCCCCGGCGAUCCAGGCGCCGUAAGCCGUACCAGUACUGGGACGUCCCCCCGCCAGGCUUCGAGAACAUCACUCCUAUGCAGUACAAAGCCAUGCAAGCCGCUGGCCAGGUCCCAUUGCUCGCCAGUGCUGGAGGUGCGGCGUCAAUGCCAUCCAUGCUGGCAGCUAGUGCUUCAGAAAUGACGAGGGUAGGCAACAUAGCAUCAGAUAUGCCGGGGUUGGGCAACAUGGCAUCAGCAGCUACCGGCUCCAUCCCGAGCGCAGCGUUGUUGGCUAACGCAGGCACCGCCAUGCCGAUUGGCAGCCAGAUGACCAGGCAAGCCCGCCGGCUGUACGUGGGCAACAUUCCUUUCGGUGUCACCGAGGAGGCUAUGAUAGACUUCUUCAACACCCAGAUGCACCGUGCCAGCCUGGCUCAGGCCCCUGGUAACCCUGUCCUCGCCUGUCAGGUCAACCUGGACAAGAACUUCGCUUUCCUGGAGUUCCGAUCAGUGGACGAAACGACCUUGGCCAUGGCAUUUGAUGGCAUCAUCUUCCAAGGUCAGUCCCUGAAGCUCCGCCGUCCCCAUGACUACCAACCUGUGCCCGGCAUGGCUGAGAACCCGGACAUCCACGUGCCAGGUGAGUUGAUAGGUGGGUUCCCCGUUAUUCCAGGCGUGGUGUCGACAGUGGUGCAGGACUCCCCGCAUAAGAUCUUCAUCGGUGGACUUCCCAACUACCUAAACGACGACCAGGUCAAGGAACUUCUCCUGUCGUUCGGCCAACUCAAAGCCUUCAACCUGGUUAAGGACAGCUCCACUGCACUGUCGAAGGGGUACGCCUUCUGUGAAUAUGUCGAUCCCAACGUCACAGACCAGGCUAUAGCAGGACUGAAUGGAAUGCAGCUUGGAGACAAGAAGCUGAUUGUCCAGAGGGCCAGCGUUGGAGCCAAGAAUGCACAGAAUCAACCCGUCCAGCUCCAGAUCCCGGGCCUGACUCUGACCGGCAACGCAGGACCCCCCACGGAGGUGCUGUGUCUCAUGAACAUGGUCAUGCCAGAAGAACUCAUGGAUGAGGAGGAAUAUGAAGAUAUUCUUGAGGACGUGCGAGAGGAAUGCGGGAAAUACGGUGCAGUGUUGAGUGUGGAGAUCCCCAGGCCCAUCGAGGGAGUGGACGUCCCUGGCUGUGGCAAGAUCUACGUGGAAUUCAGGUCCAUCAUGGACUGUCAGAAGGCGCAGCAGGCGCUGACCGGCCGCAAGUUCGCCCAGCGUAUCGUCGUCACGUCGUACUACGACCCCGACAAGUAUCACAGACGAGAUUUCCAGUAGAACUCCAUCAGCAAGUUUUCUUUUCUUCCCCACACAGCAGCGAUAGACUUUAUAGAACCACCUAAUGAUAAUGGACUAGAUCUGAUUGUUCAUCUUCCCUUGCUGUUCAUACUAGCCUCAUUUUUUGCUAAUUAAUCCCUGUAGCCUUCAUUGGUAACUGCGUUUUGGAGUGUAAUAGGAAUUGAAAUGAUCAAGUAUAUCCCUAGGAACUUCAUGCUGCUUUUUGAGUACAUUUUUGUUACUUCCAGUGUUUGAGCACUGUAUAUAGUCAGAUCACGUGUGGUCAUUGGUAGUUUUAAAGACACUCUUUUCCAUCAUCCAGUGGUGUUGUAAACCAUACUUACUUUGAAACAACUGGACAUUUUGACUGGGGCCACAAAAGUGAUUUAAACCAAAAGGUGAUUUAAAGACGUGUUGAAAAUAUUCAGUAUACAUCGUGUUGAGAUUUGGUGGGGGGAGGGGGAAGGGAUGUUACAGACAGUGGAGUAAGAACAGUCACUGUAUUGUUGUCUGUUGUUUAUCAUGAACCAUUUAAGUUUUACAGUUUUAGUGUCCUUUUUGUAACACUUUGCAGACAGUUUAAAUAGCCCUUGUUGGAAAGUGAACAUGAGCUAUCAUGUGGUACUGCUUUGUCACAUCACUGGAGACUGAAACGUAAUGUGAAAAGUUCAGUGCAGCUUUUAUUGUGGCAUGUUAUGUACAUGCUUAGUUGUGUCAUGCGACAGCAUUGAAUACAAUGAGUCUUUGUAACAGGAAGGUAAAUAAACAGUGACUUGACAAG
Molecule: messenger RNA, 2472 nt
Organism: Branchiostoma floridae (Florida lancelet)
Lineage: Eukaryota; Metazoa; Chordata; Leptocardii; Amphioxiformes; Branchiostomatidae
Product: splicing factor U2AF 50 kDa subunit-like
Exons: 17
Coding region: 12-1691 (559 amino acids)
Biological process (GO): mRNA processing
Cellular component (GO): nucleus; nuclear speck; U2AF complex
Molecular function (GO): poly-pyrimidine tract binding; pre-mRNA 3'-splice site binding
Source: RefSeq, a predicted model, not a curated record